UGUCGGCUUCAGCUUCAUCAUCAAGCAUCAUUAAUAGAUCAAUCAUCAAUCAGACCAAGAUGACGGUAAGGAGCUGUGCCACUACCACAUCAUCAAAUACGCAACCAAGGGGAUUCGUAGUGAAAUACGAGGAUAUGGAAUCAGAGGAAAGUAUGAUGAGUUUAUACGAAAGGUGGAUGGAACAUUACCAGAUUUGCAGAAACGGCGAGGAGAAGAAUAGACGCUUUCAAGUGUUCCAGGACUGUGUGAGACGAUUCCGCUCAGCCUUUGCAGACAUGUCCGAUGCAGAGUUCAGUAAAAGACUAAUAAAAAGAUGGGAUUUUGUAACGUCAAGAGCUAGGUUGCCUGCUCCCAAAAAUGAGGUAACUUAAGAAGUGCAUCUCUGAAACUCAGUGUUAUUUGCUCCUAUCAGUACCAAAACUAUUAGCUUUAAUUGCUCCUUCUUAUGUCGACUUGUGAGUUGUGACUAACAUAUCGGUGUUUUCUUGUUGCAGUGAUGUUGUAUGGGCAUGCUCCAUCUCUGGGGUCUAGUAAACUUAUUUUUAAUAAUCUUGCCGAUAAUCAUAGAGGAAGAAUAUUGCGAGCAUUUCUGCGACUUGUGAUUUUUGCUGAUCUGAAACGUGCUUUUGUUUUGUUGGCAGUCAUGUCCUUAUGAUUUUUGCUGGUCUGAAAUGUCCCCAUGUAUCUUUAGAUUUUUCUUG
Molecule: messenger RNA, 701 nt
Organism: Papaver somniferum (opium poppy)
Lineage: Eukaryota; Viridiplantae; Streptophyta; Magnoliopsida; Ranunculales; Papaveraceae
Product: thiol protease SEN102-like
Exons: 2
Coding region: 60-371 (103 amino acids)
Source: RefSeq, a predicted model, not a curated record